AAAGUUUGGCCUCAACAUCUAAAUUAAUAAAUAUUAACAGUUUUUAAAACCAAUUAGGCUAAGCACUGCGGGAUAAAAUGGCUAAUACAAGUAUUUACCCGGAGGCAUUAAGCAUCUGCAAGAUGUUCGAUAUGUCCGAUGAGCAAAUGCAAGAUGUUGUCCAACGAAUGACCAAGGAAAUGUCAAUGGGUCUAACAAAGGAGACUCAUCCACGAGCCGUAAUCAAGUGCUGGAUUACCUACGUGCAGGAUUUGCCAACCGGGAAGGAACGUGGAAAGUAUUUGGCACUUGAUCUCGGCGGUACAAACUUCCGCGUCCUACUUGUACACUUGAAAAGUGAAUACGAUGUGGAUAUUCAGUCGAAAAGUUACGUUAUGGGACAGGCCUUGAUGACGGGAUCCGGCAAGGACCUGUUUGACUUCAUUGCAGAGUGUCUAGCAAACUUCGUUCAAGAGCAUAGAGUUGACAAGGAGGAUCUGCCUUUGGGAUUUACUUUCUCAUUUCCGGUGCAACAAUUGGGUCUCACAAAGGGUAUUUUAGUUACAUGGACGAAAGGUUUUAGCUGUGAUGGUGUUGUUGGAAAAAACGUUGUCGAACUAUUGCAGGAGGCUAUCGUCCGGCGCGGAGAUCUUCGAAUUAAUAUUGUCGCUAUUUUAAAUGACACAACAGGCACUCUGAUGUCCUGCGCCUUCAAAAAACACAACUGCCGGAUAGGACUGAUCGUGGGAACCGGCUGUAAUGCGUGCUAUGUGGAGAAAACAGCCAAUGCCCAGGUGUUCGAACACUAUCAAACGAGUGCUAAGCCAAAUAUGAUUAUUAAUUGUGAGUGGGGAGCAUUCGGAGACAACGGAGUCCUUGACUUCAUCCGCACUCCGUACGACAAGAUAGUGGAUAAACAGACGCCCAACGUAGGGAGACAGACAUUCGAGAAAUGCAUAUCGGGCAUGUAUCUGGGCGAGUUGGUUCGUCUAAUCAUAGUCGAUCUGAAAGAGAGGGGCAUACUUUUUAAGAACAUCGACUCGCAAGUUCUAAAACAAAAAUGGAAAUUCGAAACCAAAUUCCUAUCAGAAGCAGAGUCCGAUCCGCCCGGCUCAUUUCGUAAUAUGGGCCAAAUUUUGGAUCAAUGCGGCAUUAGAGGUGCAACCGAUAGUGACAAGGCCUGUGUGCGAUAUAUUUGCGAGACCAUAUCUCGUCGAUCAGCGAAAUUGGUUGCCUGUGGGCUAGUGUGCCUAAUAAAUCGAAUGGGUGUCAAUGACCUGUCCGUAGGCAUCGAUGGUAGCGUCUAUCGCUUUCAUCCCAAAUACCAUAACCUGUUGACGGAGUAUAUGAACAAGCUAUUAAAGUCGGCUGUUAAAUUUGAGCUUGUCCUUUCUGAGGAUGGCUCUGGACGUGGCGCAGCGUUGAUUGCAGCAGUCGCAUCUCAAAAGUAGAAGCCAACUUGAACUCUAUAGAAGAUAACAAGCCGCCUCUGCCAACGGGAUGGCCUUCCAUUGGACCUAUUUCAUACGUAAAAAUGUCGCAUUGCCUUUACCUGCUCUUUUAAAUAUUUUAUAUACAUACAUAUGGGCAUAUAUUUUGCAUA
Scaptodrosophila lebanonensis is the source of this 1582-nucleotide messenger RNA. RefSeq names its product hexokinase type 2-like. Gene Ontology annotation, molecular function: fructokinase activity; D-glucose binding; ATP binding. The record is from RefSeq and is a predicted model, not a curated record. The transcript has a single exon. Gene Ontology annotation, cellular component: cytosol; mitochondrion. Gene Ontology annotation, biological process: intracellular glucose homeostasis; glucose 6-phosphate metabolic process; glycolytic process. Lineage: Eukaryota; Metazoa; Arthropoda; Insecta; Diptera; Drosophilidae. Bases 78 to 1430 code for a protein of 450 amino acids.